Macroventuria anomochaeta is the source of this 1888-nucleotide messenger RNA. RefSeq lists its product as uncharacterized. Lineage: Eukaryota; Fungi; Ascomycota; Dothideomycetes; Pleosporales; Didymellaceae. Gene Ontology annotation, biological process: regulation of DNA-templated transcription. Gene Ontology annotation, cellular component: nucleus. Bases 268 to 1680 code for a protein of 470 amino acids. The transcript is spliced from 2 exons. The record is from RefSeq and is a predicted model, not a curated record. Gene Ontology annotation, molecular function: DNA-binding transcription factor activity, RNA polymerase II-specific; RNA polymerase II cis-regulatory region sequence-specific DNA binding.
ACAUCGCUGCCUCCGCAUCGCCACGCUUCUAGACUCUAGCAGCAACGAACUCUUCUUCAUCAAGGAACUCAUCUCUAGCAGCCUUCACGAGAAGACCUGAUCUUGUACAAAGCUUCGGUUGUCGUCAGGUGAUCACACUGCGUUCCUUCAUCAGCAUCUACGAGCUUACUGUCUUUGAGCUCAGACCUCUUGAAGUGACGGAAAGAAGCUCGUCGAGACAGUCCUCUCAGUACAUGGUCCGGCCAUAAUAUAGUCCCUUUACUCAGUAUGGAUAUAAACCUCCUCCUCGAACCCCGUGGUUCCGAGUCGCCGGCGAGCAAGAAGAGCUCUGCUUCAGUAGCUUCCAACUCGACCGCGGCGAGAACGUACACAACAGCCCCUUCAGCUUACACCACAUCUCCCGCACAUGGAGCAUCGCCCGCAUAUGUCAAUGGGUCACCUUCAUAUGCGACAUUGUCGCCUUACGGGCUGAACCCCGGCUACCCAGCCCAGGCACCAACAUCAGCACCUUCAGUUUCUGGUGCAAUGCUGGGCGGGCCUGUUCUCCCAGCUAUUUCCGAGCUCCAGCGACACACGGAUCCUUCGUCUCAUCCUCAGUUUCGCCCGCUGUACACUGGACCUCCUGGCUCCGGCCCUGUCCACCAUGGCCCACCCGGCUCGAAUCGAUCACCUCCCCACCAGGUUAUCAAGCGACAAGCUUCUCAAACCCCCCUCCCAGAUGAAAGCCCAGCUAAGAAGCAGUCAAAAUGGACGCCUGAAGAAGACAACCUUACCAUCGAACUGCGAGGCCAAGGCAUGAAGUGGGAUGACAUUGCGAAACGCCUUCCUGGAAGGAGCUCGAUCUCCUGCCGACUACGCUACCAGAACUACUUGGAGAAGCGAGCCAUCUGGGACGAGGAGAAAAAGAACAAACUUGCGAGACUCUACGCUCGCUUCAAGGACCAGAUGUGGCAGAAGGUGGCCACCGAGAUGGGCAUCCCCUGGCGAUCGGCCGAGUCCAUGCACUGGCAGUUGGGCGAGCAAGAGAUGAGUGCGCGUGCUAACGCUCCGGUUUUCCAACUUCACCCGUCUGCGACAUCGAGUAGCUCCCCUUCGCAAAAUGCCGCUGUACCCGCGCCAGCACCCGCGCCUACCUCGCAUGGCUUCACUCCCGCAAACGCUGCCCAACUCAUGCCUAAUCCUCCGCCGGUACCUGUGCAGCAAUACCAGGCAACCCCACCGCCGCAACAACAAGGUCCGAUUCACUCCUUCCACCAACGUACUGAUAGCGGAUCGAGCCAAGGCCGACGUAGGAACGACUCAUUCAGCCGCCGACGCGCAAACACGCUUUCGAGAUCUAGUGUCCCGCCACAGCUCAGUCAGCCCCUGCCACAAAUACAUCCUGCUUCCGCGGAAGACCUAGUGAGCGGAGCAAGAACAGCACCCGCACCGAUCAUGCAAUCAGACAUCAAGCGAGAGGGCUUCAGCUACAUCGAACCGUAUCAAAAGAGGUGGGAAGGUGGUGCUACAGGCCCAACUCCGGGAGACUUGGAAACACGCAGUCAGGGAGGCAGAAGUCCGGAUAGACAGUCACAACGUAGUGCUACAGGGAGCAUCAAAGGCUUCAAACGAGAAUCUGGAGAGUUCGAGCGUCCGGUCACGACUGCAAUACCUUCGCCACCUGUCCCUGUAGCUCCUUGAGCCUGCAGUCACUCGAGCAGCAUCUGCAGGAGCGGUUCCUCUACCACACUCUGCAACAAUGGAUACCUCACGAUAGAAUUUUACGUAUACGCGCGCGGGCUGGCACCGACAAGAGUUUGGAUUUUAGUACGCUUGCAAGUUGUCUACACACAGUUCUGACGUUUCAGAACAUCACAGUACAGACACCGAAACGAAAACAAGAUUAUGG